AACUCCUUGUUUGGUUGUAUCAUUUUUCAGACAUUAACGAGUGCGAUGAUCCAACUUUGAACAAGUGCACAAACUAUUGCAAGAAUAGCAAGGGGAGCUACACUUGUUCCUGCCCCAAAGGCCACAACGGAGACGGCCGGAAAGACGGCUCCGGCUGUAUUCCCAAUCGUGGCUCUUCUUUUCAACCCAUCGUCGGUAAUAUCACCGAAAUACCCCCUCCACUAUUAAACGCAUGAAAAAUUCUUAGCUCUAAUCUUGCUUAGGUGUAGAAGUUCUAACCAUCUAUAUGUCAGUUUGUUACCUUUUUUUCUUAAUAUUUAAUAUUCUGAAUUAUGCUAAAAAAAUCAAUAAUUAAAAUAUAAAAAGAAAAUAUGAAUCCACUAACAAAAAACAAACAUGUAGUUGGUUGAAAGUUCUGCGUCCAAUCAAGAUUGCGUUGUAACUGACGUGUACCCUCUACACAACAAACCAUAUUCGCAGGAGUCAGCGCCAGCGUGUCGUUUGCAUUCCUCUUCAUCUACCUAACCUUCAUGGGCGUCCACAAGCGGAAGCAAAUGAAGCACAAGAGAGAGUUCUUCAAGCAGAACGGCGGCAUUCUCCUCCAACAGCUCCUCUUCAAAACCAACCCUAAUUCCUCCUCCUCCUCACUCAACAACAACAACACCGCCAGAAUCUUCACCGAGCACGAGCUCAACCUCGCCACAAAAAACUUCAACAAGUCCAUGGUCGUCGGCCGCGGCGGCUUCGGCGUCGUCUACAAGGGCACCUUCUCCUCCUCCACCUCAUCCUCCGCCGCAACCACGGUGGCGAUCAAGAAGUCGAUGGCCAUCGACCGGAGCCAGAUCGAGCAGUUCGUCAACGAGGUGAUCGUGCUGUCGCAGAUCCACCACCCAAACGCGGUGAAGCUUUUGGGUUGCUGCCUGGAGACGCAGGUGCCGCUGCUGGUGUACGAGUUCAUCACCAACGGGACGUUGUUCGAGCACGUGCAUGAGGAAGGUUUUAAAGGGUCGCUGCCGUGGGAGACGAGGCUGAGGAUCGCGGUGGAGACGGCGGCUGCGCUGGCGUACAUGCACUCCAACCAGAUCAUACACAGGGACGUGAAGUCGGCGAAUAUAUUGCUGGAUGAUGGGUUCACGGCGAAGGUGGCGGAUUUCGGGGUGUCGAGGCUUGUGCCGUUUGACGAGGAGCAGAUUUCCACGUUGGUUCAGGGAACCUUGGGGUACAUGGAUCCCGAAUACUUCCAGUCAGGUAUAUAAACCCUUUUUACUAUUAUACUAUAUAUGCGUUGAUUCGUGUCCUUGGGUGAUUAUUCACGUAUUUCGAUGAUCAUUUUCAUGUUCAAUGUAGUCAAAUCGCGCUGAAAUGCGUAUGCUUUUACACUACUAGGUCACCAUAAUGCUUCUAUACAUAGAAUCGUUCUUUUCACUUGCAAUUUUAGUCAGAAUCUACGCUUUAAAAAGCUUAUCAUCUUACGUUUUUACGCUUCUGGAUCACCAAAAUGCUUCUGAUUGAUUAGAAUCGUGGUUUUGAAUGCAUCGUUCACGUUGGAGUUAUUUUUAUUCACAUAAGAAUAACAUAACCUUUUCCCUAACAAUUUCUAUUUGCCAUAUUAUAUGGAAAUAAAUUUGAAAUUUCAAUAUUUUGUGUAAAAAUGAGGUGCAUUGGUCACAAUCUACACAACAAUAUCCAAAUUAUCCAUUUUGAUACACUUCAACAUUUAAAAUUUGAUAUUACAGCGGAAAAAUAACAUUGUACAUGAAUAAACACUAGGUUUCAUAAAUAAUCAUAACUGUUUGCACGAAUAACUACCAUUAUUACGUGAAUAAACACUAAUACACCGUGCAUAAGCAUAAAUUUACAUGAACAAAACUUGAAAAAAUGC
Messenger RNA from Linum trigynum, 1882 nucleotides. NCBI's taxonomy places the organism in Eukaryota, Viridiplantae, Streptophyta, Magnoliopsida, Malpighiales, Linaceae. The record is from the annotation of a GenBank genome assembly.